UUCACGAGAGUCUACCAAGACUGUUUUUUGGGACCCUCUUUCCGUUGAGAGAGUAUACUGAACAAAUUUCUCGAACUCUUCUUUUAGAGAGGAGUUCCUUUUCUCCAGAUCGGCCAUCACCUGCCGCCUUCUGUUGGUGGGUCGCGCCAUCACCUGUCGCUUCCUUCUUCUCCAGAUCGGCCGUCGCCUUGUGGGUCUCCUCCUUGGUCGCGCCAUCGCCGCCUCGUGCUUCCAGAUCCGCCGCCGCAAGCCGCCGGGAUUCCUCUCCAGAUCGGCCGUCGCAGUUGUCGUCGCCUGGUGGGUCUCCUCCUUGGUCGCGCCAUCGCCGCCUCGUGCUUCCAGAUCCGCCGCCGCAAGCCGCCGGGAUUCCUCUCCAGAUCGGCCGUCGCCUGGUGGGUCUCCUCCUUGGUCGCGCCAUCGCCGCCUUUGCUUCCAGAUCCACCGCCGCAAGCCGCCCGUCGCCCUUAUCAUCGUCUCCUGCCACCUCCUUCUUCCAGAUCACCCGUCGCUGUUGUCGUCUCCUUCAUUGCUGAUCGGAUUUGUGACACCUAUUUUCUAGGGACUGGUGCUAUUUUAGUGAAUGUAAUGUGGAGAAUAGCUCAUCAUUUAAUCUGUUUCCUUGUAUGAACUCUGUUGUACCAUGUAAUAACUGGAAAUAAGUUUCCACAUAUAUGCAUCCAGGUUCCGGGAACAAGAUUUUACAUGGUACACAAGCUGUGAUAUCCCGCAGGCAUGAUGUUUAGUAAAAUUGCAGAGUUUGUAUCUGCUGCUAUAAAUCAUUCAUCGUCCCCAAAGUCUUCUACUCUGCCCUAUGUCUCAUCUGGACUGUCACCUCCAACAAAUUCUGUUCAUGGCUACGGUUUUGCAAACUCUGGACAGAAGAAUAGUAUGCGAUUCUCAUCUUCUCUCCAAGAUUUUUCCACUUACCACCAUCUUGAUCAAGAAGGAGGUGAUCUUAACUCUGGAAUUGAUGGGGAUUUGAAAAAUGCAAAACAGGGUUAUUUCUCACAUAAUAGAGGAAGUGGUGCGUCAAGUUUUUCAAAGGAGAAGGCACCAUCAGGAAGUCCUCGCGCACGAAAGAAGUGGAUGCGUACUAUCAUGGUUCUAGUUUGCCUUCUGUUAUUUGCUUCUCUUAUAUAUAUGUUACAGUUGUAUUAUUCCAAUUGGUCUAAAGGAACUUCCAAGUACUAUGUUGUACUGGAUUGUGGUAGCACUGGGACUCGAGUUUAUGUAUAUCAGGUGUCUGUAAAUUACAAUAACAAUGGCAGUCUUCCUAUUUUUUUGAGAUCACUACCAGAAGCACUCCAGAGAAAACCUAGCUCAGAAAGUGGGCGAGCUUACAACAGAAUGGAGACUGAACCUGGGUUUGACAAAUUGGUGCACAAUGUCUCUGGCUUGAGGAAAACAAUACAGCCACUAAUUCGGUGGGCUGAGAAGCAAAUACCGAAGCAUGCACAUAAGACCACUUCUCUGUUCCUUUAUGCUACAGCAGGGGUGCGCAGGCUACCAAUUUCAGACUCGCAAUGGCUUCUUAAUAAUGCAUGGUCCAUUUUAAAAAGCUCACCUUUCUUUUGUCGGAGAGAGUGGGUUAAAACUAUUAGUGGCACGGAGGAAGCAUACUAUGGAUGGAUAGCUUUGAACUACCACACUAGGGUUUUGGGAGCUAUUCCAAAGAAAACAACAUUUGGUUCACUUGACUUAGGUGGUUCAUCCUUGCAGGUUACUUUUGAGAGUAAGGAGCAAUUGCAUAAUGAGACGAGUUUAAAGUUGAGCAUUGGUCCCGUUAACCAUCAUCUCAAUGCCUAUUCACUCUCAGGGUAUGGUUUGAAUGAUGCAUUUGACAAGUCCGUGUUCUAUCUUCUCAAGAAACUUCCAAAAACCAAUAAUGUAGAUCUAGCAAGUGGAAACAUUGAGAUCAAACACCCUUGCCUGCAAUCUGGUUACAAGGAUAAAUAUUUCUGUUCUCAUUGUGCUUCAGCUUACCAAGAAGGUGGGAGUCCUUCAAGCAGUGCAAAAAUUUUGGGUAAAGGGGGAAAGCCUGGGAUUACCAUCCAGCUCAUUGGUGCACCAAAAUGGGAAGAAUGCAGGGAGCUUGCUAAAGUUGCUGUCAAUUUGUCUGAAUGGUCUGAUCAAAGUCCAGGAAUCGAUUGUGAGUUGCAGCCCUGUGCUCUUACUCAUAAUCAGCCUCGUCCAUAUGGUCAAUUUUAUGCAAUGUCUGGUUUCUUUGUGGUGUAUCGCUUUUUUAACUUGAGUUCUGAUGCGGCACUUGAUGAUGUGUUAGAGAAGGGUCAUGGUUUUUGCGAGAAAUCUUGGGACAUUGCAAAGAAAAGUGUUAAACCUCAGCCUUUUAUAGAGCAGUAUUGUUUUAGAGCGCCAUAUAUUGUGUUCCUGUUGAGAGAGGGCCUACACAUUUCUGAUAGCCAAUUGAUUAUUGGUUCUGGAAGUAUUACUUGGACUCUUGGGGUGUCCCUGGUUGAAGCUGGGAAAGCAUUUUCAGCCAGAAAAGAGCUUCACAGAUAUGAAAUACUCCAGAUGAGGAUAAACCCAGUCAUUCUUCUUGCCAUUUUGUUUGGUUCACUUCUUUUCUUAAUUUGUGCAUUAUCAUUUAUUGGCAAUUCGCUGCCACGAUUGUUCCGCAGACCAUAUCUUCCCCUUUUCAAGCAUAAUAGUGCAUCAUCUGCCUCUGUCCUCACGCCUUUCCGUUUUCAGAUUUGGAGUCCUAUAAAUUCAGGGGAUGGAAGAGUUAAGAUGCCACUAAGUCCGACAGUUGCAGAUGCCCAACAGAGACCUUUUGGCUCGGGACACGGUUUCAGUGGCAGCGGCAUCCAGCUCGCUGAAUCUUCUUCCCUGUAUCCGGCAACUGGCAGCAGGGUCUCGCAUAGUUAUUCCUCAGGAAGUUUGGGUCAAAUGCAAUUUGACAAUAGUAGCAUGGGCUCAUUCUGGUCCCCUCACAGAAGUCAGAUGCGUCUUCAGAGUAGGAGAUCACAGUCUCGAGAAGACCUCAAUUCUUCUCUUGUUGAAGCACACUUGGCAAAAGUUUAACGCAAGCUUCUGAAGAUUUUUGGGACCUUUUUGGUCGUCUCGGUUGCAGGCACCACAAUGAGAUGAUUUAUCUUGGAAUCAAUUACAGUAGAUUCUGUUGACCGUUGGCUUUGGGUUAAAAGAAAAAAAAAUAUAUAUGAGGCUAUGGUUCUAUUGGUCAAAAUCCCGGGUCAUUUUUACUGCCCCUUGGCCUUGGGGUAUUUUCAUGAAGCUUGGGAAGCAGAAGCGGCAGCACCUUUAUAUUGAAAAACCCUCCGAGGCCCUUCUCCUACGUGAGUAAUUAACCCACCUGGCAGCCACGGCCAGUGUGAUUGCUGGACCUGAUCCGAAGAAGUGUUAAAGAGUUUAGUCAGAUGAACCAAACGAACGACAAGCUAACUUUUGAUGGAUUACAAUUUUGUCAUACAUGUAUUAUGUUAAUGUAGGAGGAUUUUGAUUUUGGAGGAAACAUUUAAUGUAUCUAACUUGCACUGAGAAAUAAACGAAAGAUAAAAAGAAUAUUGAAUUGUUCCAUAUUUGUAUA
This is a messenger RNA of Diospyros lotus (date-plum), 3565 nucleotides long. RefSeq names its product probable apyrase 7. The record is from RefSeq and is a predicted model, not a curated record. Gene Ontology annotation, molecular function: nucleoside diphosphate phosphatase activity. The coding region runs from base 733 to 3042 and encodes 769 amino acids. The transcript has 4 exons. Lineage: Eukaryota; Viridiplantae; Streptophyta; Magnoliopsida; Ericales; Ebenaceae. Gene Ontology annotation, cellular component: membrane. Gene Ontology annotation, biological process: nucleoside diphosphate catabolic process.